Molecule: messenger RNA, 1755 nt
Organism: Punica granatum (pomegranate)
Lineage: Eukaryota; Viridiplantae; Streptophyta; Magnoliopsida; Myrtales; Lythraceae
Source: RefSeq, a predicted model, not a curated record
CCCUUCCAUUAUCUUUUGGUCUGUUAUCCGCUCUCCCCCUCCUUUUGCUUCCCCCCACGCUUCCGGAGACUCGUCCAGCAAUGACUUCUCCCGAUGCUGGUGGUCGCGGCGGGAAGCUGGAGCUCCUUGCUUGCAUAGCACUGGUCAUCGUUCUCUUGAAGUUCUUCCUCGCUGAUUGGCUCUUCUAUCUCCUUCUCCUCCUCGGUGUCAUCAAGUUGUUCAAGGAAAGGCCGGCCCCGGAACUCCCUGGAGACCGGAAACCGAACCCCACUCACGGGCCAGCGGGAGCAAUGUCGGAGUCGGACCAGGUGUCACUGCCUCCGGGAUGCAAGUACGAAGUCUUCCUGAGCUUCAGAGGACCAGACACCCGCCAGGGAUUCACUGAUGUCCUUUACCAUUAUCUCGUAGAUGCCGGGAUUUAUGUUUUCAGAGACAACGAGGAUAUCCGUAAAGGCGAGUAUAUCGGCGAUGAGAUCCUGAGAGCCAUCGGGGAAUCCAGGAUCUUCGUGCCCAUCUUCUCGAGGACCUAUGCUCGCAGUAAGUGGCGCCUCAUUGAACUCGCCAAGAUGGUGGAGUCCAAGGAGAAAUCGAGCGGCAGUAAAAAGAUCCUGCCCAUUUUCUAUGACGUGAUAGUCGAUGACGUCAAGCUCAAGACGAAGUUGUACACUGGAGCUCUGUUGAUACACAGGAAGAAGUUCAGUACUGACAUAGUGCACCAGUGGGAGAAGGCUCUUAGAGAUGCCGGAAAAAUCAAGGGAUGGGAACUGAAGGAUAAAGGUUAUGCAGAAUUUGCCAAGGAAUUUGUCAGGAUGGUUUCAGCAGAGUUGAAAGUGAAGCAAAAAUAUGUGACUGAGAGCCUAGUUGAGAGGAUUGAUCAGCAAGAUGCUCUUAUAAGCUUGUUGGAUCUAGAGUCCUCUCAUGAUGUUCGGUUGGUCUGGAUACAUGGAAUGGGGGGUAUUGGCAAGACGACACUUGCUAAGGCUGUUUUCAACCGACUCUGCAAUCACUUUGACGGCUGCAGCUUCCUUCUAGAUGUGCAAGAAACAACCGAGCGCAAGGGUAUUGAACACUUGCAGAGACAAGUCUUGCAAGAUCUUGGUGUUAAAGCAGCAGACAUCACCAUCACUGACGAGGAUGAUGGGAUCCAGGAAAUAAGCAAAAAGUUGCAGAAAAGAAAAGUUCUAGUUGUUCUGGAUGAUGUGCACGGCCACCGGGAGCAUAUUGGAAAACUAGCAAGAGAGGCUAGUUGGUUUGGAGUCGGAAGCAGGAUUAUUAUUACCUCUCGGAGUAGAAAGGUUCCUGCAUUUGAAGGUGGAACAGUCAAGAUAUUCGAAGCAAAACCAAUGGAAUUCAAAGAAUCUCUCCUCCUUUUCAGUAGGCAUGCCUUUGGGAAGGAGAGUCCGCCGCAUGACGCCCUUGACCUUUCGGAGGAAGCCGUCAGAAUUACCGCAGGGCUUCCCUUGGCUCUUGAAAUAAUAGGUUCAAAUCUUCGAACAAGUGAUCAUGGCUGUUGGAAUCAAACGAUAGGUACCUUACAGAAAAUACCGGCCAAGAAGGUCCAGGACAGGCUUAAGAUAUGUUAUGAUGCUUUAGACUGGGAAGUGAAGAUGAUAUUCCUUGAUAUCGCAUGUUUUUUCAUUAAUGAGAAGAAAACAAAAGCCAUUUACAUGUGGCAAGCCUGUGACUUUGAACCAGAGUUGGCAGUGCAAGAGCUUGUCGAGAAUUGUUAAUGUCACAUGCUUACUAUUUUAUCUA